Messenger RNA from Paramisgurnus dabryanus, 1468 nucleotides. RefSeq names its product peroxisomal biogenesis factor 11 beta (gene pex11b). NCBI's taxonomy places the organism in Eukaryota, Metazoa, Chordata, Actinopteri, Cypriniformes, Cobitidae. Gene Ontology annotation, biological process: peroxisome fission. Gene Ontology annotation, cellular component: peroxisomal membrane. The record is from RefSeq and is a predicted model, not a curated record.
GAAGUUUGUCCCUCGUAAGCUGCCGUUGAUUGUGAAAAUAUCAGUGCUAUAGAAACGCAGCAGCUACAGGGCGAAAAUGAGAAAUUAUUCAAUCGUCAGAAUGCAGUCAACUGUAUAAAUUUCCUGACAACUUAAAAUAACAAUUGUCAGUCAGUUUACCUUCUGUGUAAAGGCGCGAGCAGCGGUAAAUCCACGUGCAAAGGACACACGGGCCCUCUGGUUGUGCUGUAUGAUGGAGUCAUGGGUGAGAUUCAGCGCGCAGAGUCAAGCCAAAGAGCGCGUGUUCAGGGCUGCCCAGUAUGCAUGCACGCUUCUGGGAUAUACGCUGCAGAAAGGAGGCGCGAGUGCAGAACUGCUCAACACUAUUAAACAUCUCGAGUCGCACAUGAGCUUGACCAGAAAACUGAUGCGGUUAGGGAACUCUGCAGAAGCUCUGGAGGCCGCCAAACGCUCUGUGCACCUGUCAGACUGUGUGCUGCGUCUUUGCAUCACGGUGACCCAUUUAAACAAAGCCAUGUAUUUUGCCUGUGAUAAUGUACUGUGGGCUGGUAAAACAGGAUUGCUUCCUGAGCUGGACCAAAACAAAUGGAGUCAGAGGUCAUUUAGAUACUACUUAUUCGCCCUCAUCCUCAGCCUGACCCGAGACGCAUAUGAAAUCCAUCUGCUGAUGGAGAGAGAGUCCCGCAGCAGUUCGGCUAAAAGCUUUAACUCCAGUUCUUCCCCCCUCACUCCCACCCCAGAGAACGGAGAUUUUUCUCUGACCGUCUCUCCAUCCUCAGCCCAGUCUCCACUGCCUCCUCUUCCCCUGAUAUCAGCCAGACUCAACAAGCAGCUGCACCUGCUGAUCACGGUCCUGCGAAACAACCCUCCACUGUUCCUGGACCUGCUGAAGAACCUCUGUGACGUUUUCAUUCCACUUGACCGCCUCGGUCUGUACCCUACUGGGCCGGGCAUCGUGGGUGCCUGCGGCCUUACGUCCUCUAUCCUGUCCAUCCUCAUCAUAGUUCACCCCUGGCUUAAACUCAAGCCCUGAGAGACUCGUCUAGGACUACAUACUUUGUUAAUGUAGAUCAAAAACUUGCGUGAAGUUUUGUAGAUAGUGGAAAGAAGAAGGUCUUCAUUCCGGUUUAAUUGCAUGUUUGGCAGCACAUUAGUUUCUGUAUGUGUGGAACAAACUAAAAAUAAUAGACGCUGUCGACUUGGUUAACAAAAAGCGAACAAUAAUGGCUUGUUUAAUGAAAGCUUUUAAAGUAAUUGAUGUCUGAGAACGGCCUAAUUUUGAGUGAAACUGUUUUCAUGUUACCCCAGAAUUCGUUGCAGAAGCCAUUUAGGCUCAAUUCAGCUCAGAAAUACAAGUGACACACUUGUCUCCAUAUACAAAUUACAACUUUCAUCUCUUUGAAUCUCACACAGAAAUGAGUAUUACUUUACCCAAAUUCUGAAAAGAAACAACUUACUUUUUUUUAUU